Molecule: messenger RNA, 222 nt
Organism: Miscanthus lutarioriparius
Lineage: Eukaryota; Viridiplantae; Streptophyta; Magnoliopsida; Poales; Poaceae
Source: the annotation of a GenBank genome assembly
AUGAACAACUCCACCUCGCCAGCGGUGGACUGGGGUGACGACUCUGCGGGGGAGAUGGACUCUGAGGACGCAGCGCCUUCCUCCUCCGUGGGCAUGGGCGUCGGCAUCACCAUCGGCAGCAUGAUGGAGGUCGACGCCGACGACCGCCACUGCCCGUCCGCCCCCGACGCCGACUUCUUCAACGCCUUCUCCGACGACUUCGACGACCAAGACCUCGACUGA